UUUAGAUUAAAAAGCAGUCAUCUGGAAAGUUCGUCGUCCACUGACACUGGGCUACUAAAAGUUUCAAGAACGCAACUUUAUUUCUUCUUCACUCCAGGAUACUAUGUUUUCCCGAUUUCAAGUACAUGCACGCAAAGAACCUCGACAGCUACGAAGCACGCAGUCUUACAUCUACUACACGGACGAUAAGAAGGGGGAAGGCGCUACAGGCAGUGUAUUUGGUGGCAGAGAAAAGAAAUCUGGCGAGAGGGUAGCUGUGAAGGUUUUCAACAAUGUGAGUUUUCGGAGACCCGGCAGCGUGCAGCACAGGGAGUUCGACGUUCUGCUUAAGCUCAAACACCCGAACAUAGUGAAACUGCUGGCCAUCGAGGAGGAUUCUAGUUCCCAUGACCGGGUUAUCAUCAUGGAGCUGUGUGAGGGCGGUAGCCUCUUCAAUGUCUUGGACAGACCCGAGAACUCCUUUGGUUUGGCCGAGACGGAGUUCAAGAUCCUUCUCCGGGACGUCAGUCAUGGCAUGAAACAUCUUCAAGACAAAGGAAUAGUGCACCGUGACCUCAAGCCGGGCAACAUCAUGUGCUGUUACGAACCCGACGGCUGUUCCGUGUACAAAUUGGCUGACUUUGGAGCGGCUCGUGAACUCGCAGAGGGCGAGAACUUUGUCAGCAUAUAUGGGACUGAGGAAUACUUGCACCCAGAUGUGUACGAGCGCGCCGUUCUUCGGAAACCACUUGUAAGGCCGUUCACGGCUUCCGUAGACCUUUGGAGCAUAGGUGUAACGCUUUAUCACGCCGCUACGGGGGUGCUCCCCUUCAGACCAUACGGGGGCAGAAAGAACCGGUCCACAAUGCACCAGAUGACGACCCUGAAAGCGUCAGGAAUUAUUUCGGGAGUUCAAAGAAACUCGGAAAAUGCACCGAUCGAGUGGAGUAGAGAGUUACCCAAGACGACUCAACUCUCACAAGGUCUGCGCUUUCAUUUGGAAGAAAUGCUGGCUGGUCUCCUCGAAAGUGACGUGACCAGAAUAUGGUCCUUCAGGACAUUUUUUGACACCGGUCAGGCCAUCGUUAAUAUGACUGUCCUGGAUGUGUUCUACACCGUGACGUCACAGCCUCUCAAAAUAUACAUUGAUCCAAGACAUUCGUUUGCUGAGUUUCAGGAGAGCGUUGCCAUACAGACGUCAUUGCAAUCUGUCCAUCAGAUGUACGUCUUCGGAGAUGCCGUAUUUUACCCAGAAUCCAACGUGCCGUGCCGAGACUUCCCUGAGACGACGCCGGCCAAUCCCAUAUUUCUCUUCAAAUCGACGUUUGGUGGCUCUGUCUCGCCAGUCGCCCCUGUCAUCCCAACCGUACCGGAUGUUCCAUCUAGGUAUUCAUUGAGCACAGAUGCACCUGCGACAAAGAAAAGCAUCGCUGCCGUGUUUUGUCUCAAACGAAAACAAGAACUGCUACUUCUGAUACAGAAAUUAAUGAACGCAGCCGUGAAGGCCUUCACCCUGGUAAUAAAAGAAGAAGUGAAGCACCUGGAAUACUACUUGAAUAAACUGGAAAGCCAAAACAAGACGUUGCCGUCGGAACUACAGAGCAUGCGCUCAAGAAUCGAUGCGACUCAGACGCUUGUGGGCGCUUUCCGAGAUAUUGCCAACGGGAAAAAGAUCGAGCUUGGCAGAAAGCAAGCCGCCCUUGAAAUCUCCGGCAACGAGGUUGCAUUGGAAAUUGGGAAUAUACGGCAGCUCUCGUUACGAUUAGAAGAAACGGCUGCGACAUUGAGGUUGCUCCACCAUCAAAUAGUGGAUCAAGAUGUUCUGACGAAGGAAUGGAAUAAACUGCUUCGUUGUCAUCCAAGGGACAAAUGCGUGGACCGUCUUGAUGUCAUGUUGAUCUCGCUUCUGGAAAUCUAUUCAAAUUUCUGCCGGGACAGCAAGGAGACCUCCCUCACGUUCAAUGCGGAGCAAAUACACAAGAUGGAGAAAAUCAGGUUUAACGACACGUUACACAAGAUGCUUUCGCUGGUUUAUGAUCACUGUGAAAGUAAUUGGCUGGAGACACAUUCCGAGAUGAUGAAAUGGUUUGGCACAGCCUAUUCCUUCAGGCAGCGAAUCGCCGAAGUGGAUCAAAGCCUGACCCCACUGGUGUCUGACUUUUCUACUGAAGAACUAGCUAUAACUAAGUUGGGAGAAAGAUGUCAAGAGGAACUAAACAGUAUUGAAAGUGAUAUUUCUCAUCCACAAGCUGCAAACAGUUUUCAUUACAAGGCCCCGUUCACGGAUGAAACUAUUCGCCUGGUGUCCACUUCAGCGAGUACGCAAACCUCUGUCGUCCAGCAGGGGGAACCAAAGCAAUUCCGUGAGGCAAACAACCAGACACCGUGGAGUGUUUACGUCGUCAUCGGACCACGCGAGGGAGGUAGACUGGCUUCUGGGGAAAAUCAUGUCCAUCAUCUGGCAGACUCUGGAUUUGCAGACCUGCGGGUGCCGAUGCCUCGAGACUUGAAACGAGAGUUGCAGGACUGGCAAAUUCGGAGACCGGAAACCCAAGCCAUAGUGAAGAAGAGUCAAGAUCUGACCGAGGAAAUGCAGAAUAUAUCGCUAGACCUCUCCGACCCUAGCCUCGACUUGUACGGCUGCUGAGCAUAAAGAUCAUGCAAAGUUGGGAAGGACGCCCUGCCGAGCUGCAGCCCGGCCCGGCGGCGACACACAGACAGGACCCACGGGCCGAGAGGACCAUGGCUUCGUCUCCUUCCACGUCCUUUUAAUCCUUCGGAAUACUUUCUAUUUCAAUCCGAUAACAUUUAUUGUUCAUCCAAGGCAAAACCUUAAACACAGGACAGUGGCGUACCAAACAUUUUUUUUUCGUAGGGGAGGGUUGACCACAUACUAACAAGUCCCAAAUCAAAUUAAACACAGAAUCUGGGUCGUAUUUGACCUGAUACUAUUCAGGGUCAAACAAAUAUAUUUCUGGGUCAAAAUGACACUCUUGCCAUCAGCUUUAGCUAAACCUGAUUGCCCACCAAUUGAUCCAGAAGCGUGUCAAGUGUCACUUUUGCCAUCAGCUUUAGCUGAACCUGAUGACCCAGCAAUUGAUCCAGAAGCGUGUCAGAUGACACUUUUGCCAUCAGCUUUAGCUGAAUCUGACGGCCCAGCAAAUGAUCCAGAGGCGUGUCAAAUGACACUUUUGCCAUCAGCUAAGCUGAACCUGAUGACCCAGCAAUCGAUCCAGAAGCGUGUCAUUUUGACCCAGAAAAUAAAAUUACCAGUUCAAAUAGAAACCGGGUUCCCAAAUCUGAUUUGGGAUAUUUUUGGAAUGCAGCAUUUUCCGACCGGUCAUUGCAAGUAUUCAAAGAAACGGGGGGGAUAGGACCUCAACAAAGCCGUCGCGUUUUAUUCCCUUCACAAGCAGUUUCUACAGUAAAAUAAAUUACACUAAAUUCAAAGCAACACUUUGGGUUGAGAGCGCGCUUCAAACGUCCCUUUGUGGCUUAAAGGGGCAUGCCUGACUUAAAUGCAUAAGUAAGAGAUGACAAUUAAACUUACGAAAUGUAGGAAUUUAUAGAGAAAAAAGAGCCACACAAACACUAUCACAUAGACCGGGGAUUAAUGACACAGUAGUUAUUUAUACCAAAUGGUAACUACCGUGGAAAUAACUAUUUGGAAGGAGCAAGUAGCCACGACGGAGAAAAUGGAAAGAUACUCUUGCUAAAUACUGGCACAAAAGAGGCCUUUAUGGCUUUCUUUCAGUCAGCAUAGAGAGGUUUGACAUAGACUAAGUCUGUCACACAGAGUCAGAAAAAAUCGGUUGUUUUUUGGAUUGAUGUAUGCAGGUGACUAGAACAUAAUCUAGUGUGAAACUCGUGCCACGGAAUGGUGUGAAAAUGAUAAAAUAAAGGAGGUUUAGUAUAUAACUUUACUGGAUGUUACCACGUUAAAUAUCAAUAAGUUUCAAUGUGAAGAAACGACUCAAAUGAAAAUUAAGGAGUGUAGCCAAAAAGGAGAUAAACGUAUUAGUGUUGAAAAAAAAUAGUUACAAACAGACUUUUCCAAUGACUGGUUAUUUAGUUGUGGAAAGCUAAUAAAUACUAAUGGGUUACCAGAAAUGAAUUACAGUGUAUUGAAGC
Molecule: messenger RNA, 4110 nt
Organism: Patiria miniata (bat star)
Lineage: Eukaryota; Metazoa; Echinodermata; Asteroidea; Valvatida; Asterinidae
Product: serine/threonine-protein kinase TBK1-like
Exons: 18
Coding region: 104-2626 (840 amino acids)
Biological process (GO): peptidyl-serine phosphorylation
Cellular component (GO): cytoplasm
Molecular function (GO): ATP binding; protein serine/threonine kinase activity
Source: RefSeq, a predicted model, not a curated record